This is a messenger RNA of Sphenostylis stenocarpa, 2244 nucleotides long. NCBI's taxonomy places the organism in Eukaryota, Viridiplantae, Streptophyta, Magnoliopsida, Fabales, Fabaceae. The record is from the annotation of a GenBank genome assembly.
AUGGAAUCAAAGGCCAAGAUGAAAGGUUCAGCUGUAGACGAGGUUCUUGAAACCCUAGGAGACUUCACGAUCAAAGAGAACUGGGACAAGUUCUUCACUCUCCACACCGAUUCCUUCGAGUGGUACGCAGAGUGGCCCCACCUCCAAGACCCUCUGCUCUCCCUCCUCAGCACCCUCGCCCAUCCUCUCCCCCUCCCCCUCCUCAUCCCCGCCUGCGGCAACUCCCAACUCUCCGAGCACCUCUACGACGCUGGCCACACCUCCAUCAUCAAUGUCGACUUUUCCAAGGUCGUCAUCUCCGACAUGCUCCGCCGCAACGUCCGAGACCGCCCGCUCAUGCGCUGGCGCGUCAUGGAUAUCACCGCCAUGCAGUUUAAGGACGAGAGCUUCAUUGCCGUUAUUGAUAAAGGUGGAUUAGAUGCUUUGAUGGAGCCCAAGGUUGGCCCCAAAUUGGGGAACCAGUACCUAUCUGAGGUGAAGAGAGUUUUAAAGCCUGGGGGCAAGUUUGUGUGCCUCACCUUGGCUGAAUCUCAUGUACUAAAUCUACUUUUCUCAAAGUUCCGACUUGGGUGGAAAAUGAGUGUUGAUGCCAUACCUUUAAAGUCUUCUAGUAAACCUAGCCUUCAAACGUUUAUGGUCGUUGUGGAGAAGGAGCUGUCUACAUUAGUGCACCAGAUUACAUCAUUGCUCCUUAAUUCUUCGCUUGAUUGUAAUUCAAAACAGGUUUCUGGACUCAAUGAAGCUCUUCGAAAAGAGAAUCAAAUUCGUGAGAAGUACUCUGGUGACUCUGAGAUAUUAUAUUCUGUGGAAGAUAUGCAAGAGGAGCUGCUCAAGCUUUCUCAAGGUCGGCGAUUGCAGCUAACUUUGGGUGGGGAAGGGAAAUCUACUUUUUCUUAUAGAGCUGUAAUUCUUGAUGCUGAGGAACAGGCUGACCCUUUUACAUAUCACUGUGGGGUUUUCAUUGUGCCUAAGGCUCGGGCGCGGGAAUGGCUUUUCUAUUCUGAAGAAGGACAGUGGAUGGUUGUCAAAAGCUCCAAAGCAGCUCGCCUCAUAAUGGUUUUUUUGGAUGCCAGCCAUUCGGAUACCAGCAUGGAGAAUAUUCAGAAGGAUCUGUCUCCGUUGGUUGCACCAUUGGCACCAGCAGAAAAUGACGAUGGAGCUCAAAUACCGUCUGUCUUUUUCAUGAUGGCAAGUGAGGGGCUCAAGGAAAGAUACAUCAUUCACAAGGUCACAUCUCCGUUAACUGGAUCAAUUAUUGUUGAAGAUGUCAUUCAUGAAAAUGUUGAUAGUGAAGUCAGUUGCAUUUUUCCUACUAGAGAGUUGGUCUUUCGACGCCUUAUAUUUGAGAGGGCUGCAAAUUUGGUGCAGUCUGAAGCUCUUCUAAAAGAUGAACAGCUGUCUACCAAAUUGGUUAGUGAGACAGGGAGGAGGAAAAAUGCAUCUCCCAAAUCUAGAAAAAGUGCAUCUCAGAGACACAGUGUUGGAGCAAGUAGGCAGUUGACAGUCGAUCAUGGCUAUGUAGCCAGUUCUUAUCAUACAGGAAUUAUAUCUGGAUUCACUUUAAUAUCUUCUUUCAUGGAAAAUAUGGCAUCGAGUGGGAAAAUGGCAAGUAAAAGCAAAAUUGAGAUCGUGGAGUUAGACCCUGUGAUUGUUGAUAUUGCAAAGGAAUACUUCAGUUUUGUUGAGGAUAAACGCUUGAAGGUGCAUGUAGCUGAUGGGAUCGAGUUUGUCCAAGAGAUUGAAAGUUCUGCAGUAGCUCAGAUUCAUGGAAAGUGUAUUGACCCUACUCACCAUACAGAAUCUCCUUCGAAUGAAAGUUCAACUGUCUGUCAUGAUGGUGAAGAAGUGCCAAAAGUUGAUAUUAUUAUUGUUGAUGUUGACUCUUCAGACCAAAGCUCUGGAUUGACAUGCCCUGCUCCAGAUUUUUUGGAUGAUUCUUUUCUUGAGACUGUAAAAGAUAAGCUUUCGGACAAUGGUCUCUUUGUAGUCAAUUUGGUGUCAAGGUCCCGAGCCAUUAAGGAUAUGGCUCUAUCAAAAAUGAAAAAGGUUUUCAGCCACGUCUACUGCCUCCAGCUUGAUGACGACGUAAAUGACGUUCAUUUUGCCCUCAAAUCUGAGUCCUGCAUCGAGGAUAACUCUUUCCAUGAAGCUUCUGUUAGACUUGAAAAAUUGUUGGAGUUUAAACACGCGGAGAUAGGUCAAAACAUUAUGAAUGCGACAAGCAAGAUCAGACGUUUGAAGUAA